AUGCGCGGACCAAAAAGAAGUCUCGAAGUCCUCAUGACGGGAGGAAGUGGCUUCCUUGGACGCGGGAUCGUCGAAAGGCUCCUCACACAACAUCCCGAGUGGCGCAUCUCCAUCCUGGACCUGCAUCCUCCCCCGGACAACCUUCGAAAACGCAUCGCACAGUUCAUUCCCGCGGACAUCUCGUCCGCGCAGUCGGUGAACAAUGCUUUCGUCGAGUACAGUCCAGAUCUCGUCGUCCACACUGCCGGCAUCGUGCCAGCGAGGAAGGAUCGCUACAGCACGGAUCCGAAGCAAUGGGAGAAAGUCAAAGCGAUCAACUACGGUGGGACACGCAAUGUCCUCGACGCGGCGAUGUCGUCGGGGUGCCGGAAGUUCCUGUAUACGUCCAGCUGUACCGUGAUUAUCGACGACUUGGACCACGAUUACUACAACAUGGACGAGAGCAUUCCAGUCGGUCGCGCAACGCUGCACUAUGGGAAGUCGAAGGGAAUGGCUGAAUCCUACGUCCUCGCCCCUGAGCUCGCAUCGCUUGGUCUGCAGGCCUGCGCUCUUCGCCCAGCUACCAUCAUCGGACCAGAGGACACGGCGGUCAUGAGCCUGAUCCACGACCUCAUUCGCAAGGGCGAGACGUACUUCAUCGUCGGCGACGGUGAAAAUUUCUACGACUGGAUGUACAUCGACAACGCCGUGCAAGCGCACAUUCUCGCGAUCGAGAAUCUUCUCACAACGCAGACAGCUGCGGGCCAGGCUUUCUUCAUCUCGAAUCAGGAACCGGUGUAUUUCUGGGACGCUUUUGCUUUUAUCUGGGCGCAGUUUGGGCAUGUGCCGAAGUACCGUAUUCAUAUCCCGACGGCGAUUGCGUGGUUUGUGGCUCUGAUACUCGAGAUUAUGACGUGGUUCACUGGAAAUGCUCCGACGAUUGAUCGUGGAAGUGUGAAGGAUGGUAUGAGGACGCAUUACUCGAAUAAUGCCAAGGCGAUGAAGGUGCUGGGGUAUAUGCCGGAAGUGCCGCUGACGGAGGGCAUACGGAGGGCGUGUGAUGGGUAUAAGAAGCAUUUGGCUGCGCAAGCGGCGCAGAAUGGGGAGACGAAGAAGGAGCGAUGA
Saxophila tyrrhenica is the source of this 1104-nucleotide messenger RNA. RefSeq lists its product as uncharacterized. Gene Ontology annotation, molecular function: 3-beta-hydroxy-Delta5-steroid dehydrogenase (NAD+) activity. Bases 1 to 1104 code for a protein of 367 amino acids. Gene Ontology annotation, biological process: steroid biosynthetic process. The transcript has a single exon. Lineage: Eukaryota; Fungi; Ascomycota; Dothideomycetes; Mycosphaerellales; Extremaceae. The record is from RefSeq and is a predicted model, not a curated record.